AUGUCGCGCGCGAAUCCCCCCAACGCUUCGGGCUCCCGAAAGAUCUCGUUCAACGUCAGCGAGCAGUAUGACAUUCAGGAUGUCGUCGGCGAGGGUGCAUACGGAGUUGUCUGCUCGGCGAUACACAAGCCUUCCGGCCAGAAGGUCGCCAUUAAGAAGAUCACACCCUUCGAUCACUCCAUGUUCUGUCUGAGAACUCUGCGUGAGAUGAAGCUUCUUAGAUACUUCAACCAUGAGAACAUCAUCUCCAUCCUCGACAUCCAGAAACCCCGCAGCUAUGAGACAUUCAACGAGGUUUACCUCAUCCAGGAGCUUAUGGAGACGGACAUGCACCGUGUUAUUCGAACCCAAGACCUAUCCGACGACCACUGCCAAUACUUCAUCUACCAAACCCUUCGCGCUCUCAAGGCUAUGCACUCAGCCAAUGUCCUUCACCGUGACUUGAAGCCCUCCAACUUGCUUCUGAACGCCAACUGCGAUCUGAAAGUCUGUGACUUUGGUCUGGCGCGUUCCGCUGCAUCCCAGGAGGACAAUUCGGGUUUCAUGACGGAAUACGUGGCGACCCGUUGGUACCGUGCUCCCGAGAUCAUGUUGACGUUCAAGGAGUACACCAAGGCCAUUGACGUGUGGUCUGUUGGCUGUAUUCUGGCCGAGAUGCUGAGCGGCAAGCCUCUGUUCCCGGGCAAGGACUACCACCAUCAGCUCACUCUGAUUUUGGACGUUCUUGGUACCCCGACGAUGGAGGACUACUAUGGCAUCAAGUCCCGCCGUGCGAGAGAGUACAUUCGCUCGCUUCCCUUCAAGAAGAAGGUUCCUUUCCGCACCCUGUUCCCCAAGACGUCCGACCUGGCUCUCGACCUCCUCGAGAAGCUCCUCGCUUUCAACCCUGUCAAGCGCAUCACCGUAGAGGACGCACUUAAGCACCCUUACCUCGAACCGUACCACGACCCAGAUGACGAGCCUACUGCGCCUCCCAUUCCCGAGGAGUUCUUCGACUUCGACAAGCACAAGGACAACCUGAGCAAGGAGCAACUGAAGCAGUUGAUUUACCAGGAGAUCAUGCGGUGA
Colletotrichum abscissum is the source of this 1068-nucleotide messenger RNA. Its product is annotated as mitogen-activated protein kinase. Gene Ontology annotation, biological process: intracellular signal transduction; protein phosphorylation. The record is from RefSeq and is a predicted model, not a curated record. The transcript is spliced from 4 exons. Lineage: Eukaryota; Fungi; Ascomycota; Sordariomycetes; Glomerellales; Glomerellaceae. Gene Ontology annotation, cellular component: cytoplasm; nucleus. The coding region runs from base 1 to 1068 and encodes 355 amino acids. Gene Ontology annotation, molecular function: ATP binding; MAP kinase activity.